GAUGACAGCAUCGAAGAAUUAAUCGCCAGUGUAAGUGGACUAAGUUCCAAUGACAACACGCCUCAAAAGCCACGUCUACCAGCAGUUAAAAGACCCAAAGAGGACGCCCAGAGGUCACCCGCAAAGCAGAAGCUAUUUGAUGAAGAGUACGUAAUCAUUCUUUUAUUGAUGUAAUAGAGUGUUGGGUUUAGGUGAAUGGUUUUCUGUUUUGAUAAAAAUGUGCACAGAAUGGAAUACAAAAAACUAAUUAGUUAUAAACGUCAAGGGAGUAAAAACAGGGAAAUUCCCUCGAGAUCAUUACAAGUGCACAUGAAAAUAAACGUCUCUUUUGUUGUUUGGGAGGGGUAGACUAGAUGGCGGCAUGCAGAUGUGUUAGUGGGGGUUAUUAUGAUACGAUAUGAAAAUAGCCGUGGUGUUUUAUCAAAAGUCUAUGCUUCUUAAGCAGUUUUCUUCCUGAAGCGUUAACGACCUUUUGCAUUUAUUGGUAGAGAUAGCGAUAGCAAUGGGGACAUCAGCGUUUUAAGAAAGGGACGUAGACUGUAUGCCAACCAAGACGAAAUUGACAAACUCAAGCCAGUUCAGGUGAAGAAGGUUCCUCUGGCUCCUCAAGGUCCUGUAAAGUAUGAAGUGCAAUACAAUGAUGCGGACCCUUUGUCAGUGGUUGUAGACAACUGGAAGUGGGGUAGAGCACAACCAUGCAAAAGAGCGGGAUUUUGCAAGGGUGGUAGAAGGACGCUUCAAUUGUGUCUCGGUUCGCUAGAAUGCGCAAACAAGAAGUGCGCAUAUUUAAAAAUUCAUAAGUCUCCAAACAAAGUCGAUUUUAAUCGAUCAAAACGUUGCGUUCACUGUCACAGUGAAGCCAUUAAAAAGCAUUGUUCAGCAAGAAAAUAUGUUGAAAACGACCGGUGCCACAAAAAAAUGACAGUAAUCUACUUACAGGAACACGAUUGCUCUCCAAAGCAAGAAGAAGAUAAGCCGUCUAAAGAGGAAGUAGAAAACAUUCUCCGUAUAAAACCUACUAAAUCAGCAGGUCAACUACAGUUGGACGUUGUACGCGAGGCCUUACUUAGUGGUAAAGAAGUAGACGAGGUGAACGAGAUAGCUUUAAGAUACAGCAACAAAAAACAUCUUCAGUAUAUACAGAGUACCAUUAACAAGAAAAAGAGACCUGGAGGAUCGGAGAUAGAAGCUGUUCAAUUGCUUAAGGACGAUUUUCUUGCCAGGAAAUUAGAUGAAAACUUAAUUAUGUGUGUUGGCGACGAUUAUGUCAUUCUUUCGUCUGAGCAUAAGGUGCGAUUAGGUGCACUCAUUACUCUUGGCAUUGUUGACGAACCAGUAAGCCUCGAUGGCUGUGAAAGCCGCGCGCAACACUACACAGAAAUUGAGAUGACCACUUACGACCCCAUCUUGAGACGCAAUGUCAAAUUAGUCAGUAUGUUUGCAGCCAAACCAGGUGAAAAUUCAGAUAACGUAAAAAAAAUGGUGCAGUCUUUUGAUGCGGCCGUUAACAAUGUUCUCCCAAAAGUGGCUGGCCAAUAUAAUGUAGAUAAUGAAGACGUCUUAGGACGGGGAUUAGAUCCAAAAUCAUACGUCGGUGAUGAAGGUGGUGCUCUGUGGCGUGGUCUCUGCUUGGUAAAGGGGGAAGACGUAAAAAACAAGACCAUUUCAGACUUUUUCCAUUUCAAACAAGACAUCAACCGUAAUUCCGUUUAUUUUGGCGACCAAAAAAGUAAAAAGGAAUUCAAAUCAAUCAUGAUGGAUGCGUAUAAUUCUCCUACCUCUUUGCAGGCAGUAGAUGCGGAAAAAAAGACUUGUAAAACUUAUUGA
Molecule: messenger RNA, 1827 nt
Organism: Pocillopora meandrina
Lineage: Eukaryota; Metazoa; Cnidaria; Anthozoa; Scleractinia; Pocilloporidae
Source: the annotation of a GenBank genome assembly